AUGAGUUCCGAGGAGGACUCCGAUUUCUAUGGUGAUGACGACGUUCUCAUGGACCUCAAGGCAAAGGUCCGCAAAUUUGAUGUUGAUGAGUGGUGGCAAGACCACAAAACCAUCGAGACACCCCUGAAGCUCCAGGCCCGAAAGCAGGCAGACGAAGGCAAAACCCGCCUGCACAACCCCUAUGCCGGCGAGCCGUAUGCCUGGCAGCUCACGGAAUCGGUGGACGACUUCCUGAAGCGUGUCCCGCCAGCGACGACGGAGGAUCCCAUCGACUCUCUCUGGAUCUGGAUCUGCAACCCUUAUAUCGAGCGCAAGGCCAAGCGCAAAGCAAACAACCAACGGAUCCGAGGUGGCGAAGACGAGGCGCCCGAGGAGGAAGGGGCAGAUCCGGCUGGUCUUGUCGAAGCCGGCGAGGAGCGCCUGCACCUGGCGCGUCAGUUCAUCGACGAAUGCAAAGCGUCUGGCCAGACGAAGAUCUUUAUCACUCGCGAAUGCAGGAAGGCUGGAUUAGACGCUUCGCGCGAUAUCUUGGACGUAGCGAAGGAAUUGCGAGUUACGUGCGGCAAGUGGAUGCUCUUCUGCGAUGUGAUACAAGUGAACGAUGUCUGGGGGAUCAUUGCCCACGCCACGGCAAACAACGAGCUCGGGAUCGCCGCCAAGGUCGCUCCCAAGUCAACCAAGGACACGCGAACGGAGCGGCUCAUUUGUGUCUAUACCGCCGACUUCACGGACACGAAGGAUGUCAAGAGGGUAGCGGAGCGUCUGAAGCUACUCGGACUUGUCAGAGCAAAGCCCCUGUACUACAAACCUGGUCAGUCAGUCCGUGAGCUCGUCUCGGCGGUUUUCAAGGAGACGCUAACGUGGUCAGAUUGCUACACUUACCUGGGUAUCGCGUCUGGAAACCCAUGGGAGAUCAAGGCGUCCAUAUACGACACGAAGUCCAUGCUCGGAAGAUGA
Anthostomella pinea is the source of this 957-nucleotide messenger RNA. Lineage: Eukaryota; Fungi; Ascomycota; Sordariomycetes; Xylariales; Xylariaceae. The record is from the annotation of a GenBank genome assembly.